Molecule: messenger RNA, 516 nt
Organism: Pelobates cultripes (western spadefoot toad)
Lineage: Eukaryota; Metazoa; Chordata; Amphibia; Anura; Pelobatidae
Source: the annotation of a GenBank genome assembly
AUGUCGAAUAACAUAUCCACCACGUGCGUGCAUGCCUCCAAAACUGAAUUGACAGACAGGUUGUGUCCUGUCACCACUGAGGUCGUGGGGCCCCCACAAAAAAGAGCCACCCGGCAGGCAAAAGCGGCGCGGACAUGGAAAAGAGCAAAAGCCCCAAGAGAUUCUUCUGAAUCUUGUUCGGAUUCUGAGGAGGUCUCGAACGAGUCCGAUGAUAUCGGCUCCAGUGAAUCGAAGGUUUCCUCUCCGGACCGUAGCCUGGCACGCAAAGCGGUCAUAGCCACUAAUGAUACCGCGGAAGCAUCUGCUAUCCUAGACCCACAGGGUGAACCCCUGUUUGACCCCGACGCUUUGGAAAACCCGAGGUCGGCUGAAUGGUUCCUGACCGAGCACGUGGCACGAUAUAUAGCGGCCAGGAUCAGGAAACACCUGGAUAAGGCCACAAGGAAUAAGCUUAGGGCGGAAUGCCCUAGACCCCAAAGUGGCCCAAUUUCUGGGAAAAUAUGGCUGGAAGGCUAA